Molecule: messenger RNA, 7958 nt
Organism: Diorhabda carinulata
Lineage: Eukaryota; Metazoa; Arthropoda; Insecta; Coleoptera; Chrysomelidae
Product: LIM domain only protein 3-like
Exons: 5
Coding region: 458-1225 (255 amino acids)
Biological process (GO): positive regulation of transcription by RNA polymerase II
Cellular component (GO): nucleus
Molecular function (GO): transcription coactivator activity; DNA-binding transcription factor binding
Source: RefSeq, a predicted model, not a curated record
CCAGAAUUUUGCCACCUCCUCCUAGGCCGUCCCCUAAUACUGGCUUGCGCGAGGUAGGAUGUCCCAGCGUGCGAAAAUUCGUCCGAAAGCUCACUGUACUUGACUCGCAAGUUCUCGCAAGUUACCCCGUAUUCGCGCUCGAACUCAUUCGGAGUCGAAAGCUAACAGAGGCAGGAACGACUGCAUCUCGCUUGUAUCGAAACAAACACCGAACUUUUUAUCGUUAUGACUUUACGCAUUGUUAAUAGCCGUUUCAUAUUCGUUUAUGUUCAGUAACUACAAUUUUAUACGUAUUGACAUUUGACAAGUUCUUCUACAUUUUUUCUAAUACUGUGUAAUUUAAUUGUUUUCGUUAAGUGUUUUUGUUAGCAGACUGUGUUUUGGUGCCCGAGAAGACAAACUUUCGUCAAAAUUAAGGGGUAUAGACGGGGAUAGAUCGUAAUUUGAAAAUCAGGCAAUGACAUCUGCAGUCCAAACUAUAUCGAAUAGGUCAACUCUUCGACGCUUCAGACCUUCCUUGGUGAAAUCUCGGCCUAACGGCCUUAUGAUGACGAUGGAUGUGUCGAAGACUGAGGCAACGAAAUCAACGCCUGGGCAGACGUCUCAAGAGUGUGCAGGAUGUCUUAAACCUAUUACUGAACGAUUUCUACUCAAAGCUCUCGACAUGUUUUGGCAUGAAGACUGUCUCAAAUGUGGAUGUUGUGAUUGUAGACUUGGUGAAGUUGGUUCAACCUUGUAUACCAAGGCGAAUUUAAUUUUAUGCAAACGAGACUAUUUAAGACUUUUCGGUAAUACCGGUUAUUGUGCCGCCUGUUCAAAAGUUAUACCUGCUUUCGAAAUGGUCAUGAGAGCUAGAAGUAACGUGUAUCAUUUAGAAUGCUUUGCAUGUCAACAAUGUAAUCAUAGAUUUUGUGUUGGAGAUCGAUUUUAUUUAUGUGAGAAUAAAAUCCUUUGCGAGUAUGAUUAUGAAGAGCGACUAGUUUUUGCAAAUAUGGCUUACAAUCCCCCGCCCUUGUCUCAUCUUAAACGACAAACUUCUAUACCUCCGGUAUCUCUUCCUAAUCAUCUUAUUAAUGGCCAUCGCCCGCUUGUACCAUCAUCGAAUGGAGAUUUAAACAACAAUAUGGGAUCUGGUCAACCCCCACCCAGCUCAAUAGCAAAUCAAAAUUUUCAAAAUGUUGGCCAUUUAAAAAGCGGAUCGCUCUCAUUAGGAGCUGCUAGCUGAAGAAAGUAUUAGUUACUGUGAUUUAACUUUUUAAUUUGUUGUUACUUUGUUUAAAAAAGAAUUGGAUGAACAGAUAUCAAGUCUCUCGAAUAAUAAUGUGAAAAUAAAUCUAUCGAAAUGGUUUUCCUUCUUUUCAUGUAGAAAAUAUUGUAGCAACAGCAAGGAUUUAAUAAAAAAUAAUACAACAAGAACCAAAAUGACGGAAGCACAGAUACUUCUGAAAAUCAAAUUUAUAAGCAAGCUUCAGUCUUUGCAAUGGGACUCCCAUUCCUUUUUAGCAGAUUUAUUUACAGGCAGUUCCGGAAAUAAAUUCUUGGGGAUUGGGAUCAAUUGGUCGUAAGUAAAUUGGUCGAAUUUUUAGAAGAAAGAAUAUAUCAACCUGGCAUAUAAAAUAAGGCGAUGUCAGAUUGAAUUAAUUUUGAGAGAAAUGAAGUAUCCCUUAAAAAAUAGGUGUAAAGUAUAUUGGCAGAACUAAGAGUAGAAAAUGCUCAUCCAAUUCUUCCGUAUUUGUCAUAGACUGUAUAUAGUAAAAUAGGUUGUAAAUUAAUGCUCAAAAUGUAUACCACUAUUAAAAGAUGUGCAAUAUCAUGUGUUAGAGUUUUCAGACAUUCCACUAUUGAUAACUAGUUCCUUCAAUAAAAACAUUCAAUAAAUCAGUGAAUGCACCAAUUUCGCUUUGUAUAUUGUCCAACAGUCUCUAGAAACUCGCUUUUUUUGUAUACAAGAUUUGAUUGAUUAUUCUUGCCAUAACACUGAAAAUUCAUAUCUCAAAUGAAAAUCACUUUAUCCAUUGAAAUAGUAUUUCAAACAGGAAAAUCAAUGUAUGAAAUAACUUUAAGAAAAAAAUUUUCAUCAAUAUACUAAUACAAUACUGAGUUUCAUAGUUCGUUUCAAGAUUUUUCGUCUUGACUAAAUGCGAAUCGACAAUAAUCUCUGAAAUCCGGGAAUUGUAAAGAAUAGAGUCGUAUUUACAAUUAGAUUCAUUAUUGUAAAGUAAAUAUUCCAACAUAAAAUUAUUGAAUUGUAUCCCAUCCAUCUCAUAUUUAUUUAAUUCUCACUUAAAUUAAUAUACGUUGAUAACCAAGGAGUUCACAGCAACAUUUCUAAUUAGGUAAGAAUCUUAAUUUCUUUCAAUGGAAAUAUUUACUGACGUAUUUCUCACCAAUUCUGCAACGUUUGCAGUUAACCCACGUGGAUUGUACAUAGUAUGGACGCAGUCACAAUCACAAAGUAUCAUCCGUAAUAUCACAAAAAUAUCUACUAUUUUCAAUAUCAAACGUUGCUAAUAUCAUUACAAGUUAAGCAAAAUUGUAGCUUUCCACAAAAUUCAUGUCACUACUCCACAAGUAUACUUACUUGAAUUUAUUUUUUAUAAUCUUUUCUGUUUGGUGUUCCAUUAAGUGUGGUGAUGUGCGUUUCCAGAAUAUUCGGAAGAAUUGAAACUAAUUUUCAGAAAAUUUAGCCUUGUUAUUCUAAUGGUAGCUCAAACUUGAAUCUUCAAUGCAUUUAGAAUCCAUCUUUCUUUUAUUCCAUCGACACAUCCUGAUGAGUUUUUUUCUUUUUUAUAAUUAUUCUGUUCGACAUUCUUUAAACAAAUGUAAUUAACCUUUAUUUCGAAUAUCAUGCGUGUAAACCCAUGUCUAAUAAAGAUAGGAAGAAUAUCAAUUUUCAAUUCUAUACUUUUUCAUGUCCAUUGAGUAUAUCCUUGAACUGUGUGCCUAUUAUUGCAUAUAUUUAAUUACUCUCAUAGUGUUAAAACUAGAUCUGCGAGAGAAUCAUGGAAGAACACACUAUGUUCGAUGUCGUUAAAUAAUCUUUUGCUCUUGGUAUAACAUAUAACAUUCUUCUCAAAUUCUUCUACACCUUUCUCAUUUCAUUUUAGCAUCUUUUAUUGCAUUUUAUAUCGAAUAAUCACCUAAUUAUACCGGGUUUGGUAAAAAUAGGCGGAACACCGAAUUUGUGGCUUAAUGAAAUAAAAUAUUUUUAAAGAUAUUAUGUCAUCUGGUAACAAUUUACAUGCAUUACCCUGUAUUUGUAAUUUUUUUUGAGUAAAUAUGAUAUUGCUGAGUUAUAAGUUAGAGUUAGAGUUAUAAAAGGCUUAGUGGGUCUCUGAUUUAUGGAUUAGGGUUCAACAGUAACAAAUUUAAUGGUAAGAUAAAAUCUUCAUUUAAUACAGAAUAAACAAUAAUUUAAAAUUCAUAUUUUCUAUUUAUAAUAGUUGAUUGAAGUGACGUUUGUAAUUUUGAAUCAUUUCAGGUGUUAUAACCUCUUUUCACCAAUCUCUGCGGAAAUACAAUGUUCAGAUAUUGUCUAACCCUAGCAGCAUAGUGAGGUGGCGUACCAUCGUGCUAAAUUUUGUACUGAUCUCGUAAGAGUUGUAAAUAUCUAUCACCAUUUUUUGUGUCUCUCAUGAAAAAGGAUCCAAUUAUUAUUCCUCUAUUUCACACCAAACGUGUAUAUUAUAUAUAACGUUCUUCCAUCCAAUGCUGAUAUUAUGCGGUCAAUAGCGGUAAUUAUGUUGAUUUCCAAAGACGUUAUCCAUAAAUGUAUUGUUCGCAUCAAGUUGAUUCAUAAUUGCUUCGCAAAACUUUAAUCGCUUCACGGAAUCAUCUUCAUUUCAUAAUACUUGAUAUAAUUGCACAUUAAGUAUCCUUCAAGUGACAUUUUUACAGAUCUUUCACUACGAUCGUUAUUUAAUAUAAGUUUUUAUAUUGAAUCUUUAAGCUUUUUCUGCAGACUUUGAAUUGCAUAGGGCUCAUUAUAUUGAUUUGUAACUGUUCUUUCAUUUCACAUUGCACAUUUUCAUUAAAUUUCCUCAAGUUUCGACACAAUGUAGAUUUCGAAAUACGAGAAAUUCUGUCAGGAUAUGUAUCAUUAAACAAAUCGGCGGCUUUUUCCACGAUUUCUCUAUCUCCAUAGCCAAAAAUCAACAAUAAAUGUAAAUCUUCCAUCUUCACUUAGUUACUUAGUUUCGAUAUCAUUAAUAGUGUAAUCAUUUCAUAUAUCAUGUAAAUUCAAUUGUGGUAAAUAAAAUAAAACAAACUGUAGUAUCGAAUUCAAUAUUGUUAUUCGAACGUACGUUUUCACAAGGAUAAAUUCGGAAUAAAUGUAAUUUGACACAAACUUUAAAAUUGAUAAAUAUUUUAGUCUGCCUGCGAUAAUUACUUAGGAGAUUAAUAUUAGAGUAACAGUUGACUUGAUGUUCAACCAUAAUACCAUAAGUCAGAGACGCACUAAACCAGAUGUCAGUAAAUUUAGCAUCAUAUCUACUGAAAAAAGUAUAAAUAUAAUAUAUUAACCGUUGACGUCACAUCUGGAAAAUGAGACACAGCAGAAAAUCUGCGAACACAAUGAGAUAGUAUACAAAAUAUACAAAAAAAUGUAUUUGAGACACUUUUUUAUAACUAGGCAGCAAAUUCGAAGCUCCAACCAUUUUUCCCGACCUCGUAUACUGAAAUUAUUGUUUGAAAUUAAUAGAUUCUGGGUAAAAAUAAUUAUUUUCAUAUUAUAUUAUAUGAUAAAUAUUCGUUUUACUAUUUAUUUUGGAUUACCAACCACUUCCCCAGGGAUUAUUACAGGUAACUAAUGUUUAUUGUAAAUAAAAAGAAAUAUCUUGGAACGAAUUAUACUUAUAUAUCGAGUUGAAAUUAUAAACGGAACGGCAUCCUAUUUUCGAAACGAUCGUAUAUGAACUUUUAUUUUGAAUGGAGCAGAAAAUAAAAUUUUUUGUUACUAUUUUCUUUAGAAAUAAUUUGAUUCAUUAAUGACACUAAAAUUUAUAUGUUGAAAAUAUAUUGAAAAUAUAUAUUGAAAAAAUAAUUUCACAAAUUGGUCAAGUUAUAUAUCAUUUCAGAAAACAGGAUGUUAGUAUUAAAUUUUAUUUUCAAAAUACCUAUAUAAAAACCUGACAAAAAAAUGAUUUUUCCAAAACCAUAGAUACUGUUUAAACUGAAGCUAAAAUGUACAGUUUGAUAAUUGCAUGAUUUUCUUCGUACCAAAAAAAAUAAUUCACUCCAAUUUCCCGACAACCAAAGAAUAACUAUUAAAUUUAUGAUAUUCCCAUUGAAAAUGACAAUUUUGUUUAAUACUUAUAUUGACAUGACAUAGUAAUGUAAAUUCAGUAUAUGAAAUAUUCUUGUACCAAUAUUUACCUUUGAUUAAUGUACCAAAGAGGACAAAAUAGUUAUUCAUACAGCCGUGAUGAAAUGUCAGUGUGUAGUUUUUAUUAAGAUUGUAUUUCCACGAGAGUUAUGUAAAAAUUUAGAACUAUUCCACAAUUCAAAUUGCAUUUCAAAAUAUUAGAUGAUGAAGAGAGAUGAAUGGAGGCAAUCUAGUAGAAAAUUAAAACGUAUUACUAUAAACUUAGAUAAUCCAGAGUUCUAACGCAUACAUUAUCUUCGGAGAUACGAGAAAAAUUUGAUGAUCAAAGUUCUAUGAAGCCAAGCCAUGAGUUAUUUAUAUAUAAGAAUCAUACCAUUAUAUUGCCUAUUGAAGACCAACAACCUGAAAUGAAAACUACCUUAACAAUUAUAAGUCCGUAAAAGUGAGCAACCGAGACACUAUCGUCCUUUCUAUUAAGACUUGAUUUGCAAAGCUAUUAAUGCUAACACCAAUUUUUUUUCACAAACUAGUGUCAUAUGCUUCUUUACUGAUUAGCAUCUUUUCUUCUUUGGGAGUUAUGGCUGGAAAGGAAAAUAUCGGUGGUGGCUAAUCAUUUACGAUCUUUGUUGUUCCAUUAACAAUCGGUGAGCUUAGGAAGGGGCCUCUUCUAAUAUUCCGUGUCGUUCACCAUCGCAAGAUUUUUACAUAAGUGCAAUGGAAUCCUCGGUAUCAGUUAUCGCUGUUUCGAUAUUGGAUUUUGCCCUUUGAUUGCUAAUACCUGUAAAUUCAUGUAAAUUGAGGACAUUUUAUUUAUAUUUCUUUUAUCUCUUCUGAUAAUAAAUUUGGUUAAAGCAAUAUCGUAAAUGGGAUAUUACUUUUGAGUAUAAGCUGUAGAGGCCUUUAUAGAAUACUAUUUUCUUGUUAUUCUCCCAACGUGGUGCAACAGAUAACUGUCAGUGGAUAUAUCUUGGUAAAGGCGACGACCGACCUCUAGUAUGCUUGAAGAUAACUGCCAACGGUGUCGCUUGGCAGUCAGAGAGAGAAAUACACACAUACACACAAUUGAUUGAGUAUGGAGACAACACCAAUAAAGCUCAGUUCUGUGUGAGGUUAAGCGCUGCCAGAUGAUGUUAUUUGAAUUUUUCUACAACCAAUUAACAGCAUCUUUACAACCUAUUGGUUGCUAAUUCCUUUUAAACGCGCGAGACCAACUUUACAUAUUAUUAUCAAUUGUGGGAUUAUACGAUGGUGACUACUUAAUUUUAUAGAUACACAAAUAAAAACGAAUAUUUAUAACUGUAUAUUGCUUUAUUAUUUUUCAAAAUAUUCUACAUUAAGAUCAAUACACUUUUGUGAUCAACACGCGUUAGAACCAAUUGUCGAAGCAUUUUUUCCAUUCGGAUUGAUGUAACUUCUAAACAUGUGCUUUAAACGCAUCAACUGGGUAUAGAAAAACGUUGACCUAGCAUUUUAUUUUUGAUCUGCGGAGAAAUAAUUGGGUGCCAAACAAUAUCUGUACGGCGGACGACCCAUAAAUUCAACGUCUUGAUUGCUUGAAAACGUUUUUGUUUGAACUGAUGUGUAAGAGCUCGCAUUGUCGUAGUGAAGAAUUUCUUUGCACAAAUCGACAGGGCUUUUUUUUGAACAAUUGUCAAAUUAUGCAGUGUCCAACGUUAACAAACUUUUAGUCAAUUGUUUAUGAAAUUAUCAAUGUAUGCGAGUGGAACUAAUGCCAAUAAAUAACACAGUUUACACACAGCAUCGAUGUUUUGUGGCACAACAGCUGAUUUUGGAUGACCUUCAUCCUGCGAAUACAUCCUGCUGUUGGAUCAAUCCACGUCGAAAGUCAUAGAAAAUCAUCGCACGAAAAUGUAUAAUUUAAUUUUUUGACAAAGAUGAAUGUUUCUGCAGUAUCUGUAAACAACUAAAAUAGACAAUAAGACAACAAGAUAUUCCCAUUCACAAAACGUAAGUAGCAAUCCACAUAUCUUGAAUUUUUUCUGUACUCUAACUACAAAUUAGGUGUUUUUUGCUUCUAAUUAUGAUUCUACUGUUUACGUAAUAAAUAUCACAAAACAUCGAAAUUCUCUUAUUUUAGAAACAUGUGAAUUGUUCAAUUUCAGAUUUUAAAUGAAUGUAUUCAAGUUAUAAUGAAUCUAAGAUAUUUAUACUUAUCUUUUGGGAUUUUCUUUAAAUUUAGUUACUCCAGUUUUUUUCGAAAUUAAUAAGAAUCCCAUCUUUAAGAAAAUAACUAAAUUUGUUUAAUACUUGGAACUUCGAAAUUAUAUUUGUAUAAUUAUUAUGAAAAUUAUACACUGACAACCACUGUAAUUGCAAUUGAUUGGUUAAUAAAAGAAUAAUGGAAGAAUCGGUAGAUGAGAAAAUCUGACUCUGCUCGUAAUUAUAAAUAUCCAUAUGUAUUUUCUUAUAUAUUGUCUUAGUUAUUAAAAGUAGAUAAAACUGCCUAUUUUGUUCAUUAUAAGUUAUUGAACUAUUUUACAUUACUGUUUAUUGUAUUUCAAAAAAGUGCCAAUAUAUUUUUUUUUUCAUUUGCAGUACAAAAUUAAAAAUGUACACAAUAUUAUACCAAAUGAAUUACCAAAGGUAAUGAUAAAUAAAUUAUAUCCAAAGA